AUGAUAUACCUGGCAAAGACAGGUUCUAUGCGUUCCAAAGACGAAACAAUCUUUCUAUUAAAAAACCUCAAGCUGUGGAGAUAUCGCGACGUAACGCGUGUGACUUUCAUUGUCUACGAAUAUUUUGAAAUUCUGGAACAAAUAGACGAAGAGCUAGAUCUCAAAGAUAAACCUCAUCGGAUUUAUAAUCUUGAUGAAACUUCAUUUUGCGACAAUCCUGUCAAAGGCAAAAUUAUUUGCAAAAAAGGUUUUCACUCAACGCAAACUACUAGCGGACCAGAGCGCAGUAAAACAACAGUUCUGCUAGCAACAAAUGCUUGUAGAGAUAAACUACCACCAUUGAUAACAUUCCAAGGGAAACAUCUUUGGACGCAGCGACUCUAUACUAAUGAAAAUGUAAAACCAGCAUAUGCUGUCAGUGAAAAAGGGUGGAUGGAGACCACGAUUUUUGAAAAUAAUAUGAAAGAAGUGUUAGUUCCUGCAACCAAAGACGAAAGAAGACCUUUACUUCUUAUAUUUGAUGACCACUCGACACAUGUUGAUUUAAGCGUGAUUGAGUAUGCCGCAUCUGAAUGGGUUACAAUAGUCAAGCUUCCAGCUCAUGUGUUGCAACCUCUUGACUACAGCACUAUUGUGGCAACAGCUAAUUUAAUAACAAAUAUGGAUGAACUCGUCGACAUCAGAUCUAAGAAGAGGACAAAAAAUUUCCACAAAGAUAAAAAAACUCUACAGAACAUCUGCAAAUGUUCAAUAGAAUGA
This is a messenger RNA of Parnassius apollo (apollo), 759 nucleotides long. NCBI's taxonomy places the organism in Eukaryota, Metazoa, Arthropoda, Insecta, Lepidoptera, Papilionidae. The record is from the annotation of a GenBank genome assembly.